Nothoprocta perdicaria is the source of this 3101-nucleotide messenger RNA. It is a transcript of the gene PAQR5, whose product is annotated as progestin and adipoQ receptor family member 5. Gene Ontology annotation, molecular function: signaling receptor activity. The record is from RefSeq and is a predicted model, not a curated record. Gene Ontology annotation, cellular component: membrane. Bases 1 to 1485 code for a protein of 494 amino acids. The transcript has 7 exons. NCBI's taxonomy places the organism in Eukaryota, Metazoa, Chordata, Aves, Tinamiformes, Tinamidae.
AUGGGGACCGCGGGGAGGGGGAGCUGGGGACACAGUGGCAGCGCCCCCAAUCCUGACCCCAAUCCCAAUCCUGAGCCCAAUCCUGAUCCUGUUCCCAAUCCUAAUCCUGAGCCCAAUCCUGAGCCCAAUCCCUACCCCAAUCCUGAUCCUGAGCCCAAUCCUAAUCCCCAUCCCAACCUCAAUCCCCACCCCAAUCCCAAUCCUGAUCCCGCUCCCAAUCCCAACCUCAAUCCUGAUCCUGAUACCAAUCCCGACCCCAAUCCUGAUCCUGAUACCAAUCCYGACCCCAAUCCUGAUCCUGAUCCUGAUCCCAAUUCUAAUCCCCCUCCCAACCUCAUUCCCCACCCCAAUCUCAAUCCGAGUCCCAAUCCUGAUCCCAGUCCCAAUCCUGAUCCCGAUCCCAAUCCCAAUCCCAACCUCAAUCCUGAUCCUGAUCCCAAUCCCGACCCCAAUCCUGAUCMUGAUCCCAAUCCUAAUCCCCCUCCCAACCUCAAUCCCCACMCCAAUCUCAAUGCCAGUCCCAAUCCUGAUCCCAGUCCCAAUCCCRAUCCCAAUCCCRAUCCCAGGCUCCCGCAGGACUACCGGGAGCGGGGCAUCGUGUCCGGCUACCGCGAGCCGCGCAGCUCCGCCGCCGCCUGCCUGCUCAGCGCCUUCCAGAUGAGCAACGAGACCCUCAACAUCUGGACGCACUUCGUGCCCGCCUGGUACUUCGCGUGGCAGCUGGCGGCGGCGCUGCGGCCGCGCCGCGCGUGGCCCUUCCUCGCCUACCUGCUCUCCUGCUGCCUCUACCCGCUGGCGUCCAGCGGCGCGCACACGUUCGGAGCCAUGUCCCGCCGCGCGCGCCACCUCGGCUACUUCCUCGACUACGCGGCGCUGGGCACCUACAGCCUGGGCUCGGCACUCGCCUACUCGGCGUACGCCUUCCCCCCGGAGUGGCUCGGCGGCACCUUCCACCUCUGCUACGUCCCCGUGGCCGUGCUCAACGCCGCGCUCGCCACCGGCCUCGCCUGCUACUCCAGGAUCGUGGAGCCGGCGCGGCCGCGGCUCGGCAAGGCGGCCCGCACCGCCGCCUUCGCCUGCCCCUACCUCUUCGACAGCAUCCCCAUCUUCUACCGGCUGGGCGCGUGCGCGGCGCGGGGCUGCGCGGGGCCGGCGCUGCCGCUGCACGGGCGGCACACGGCGCUCGCCCUCCUCGCCGGCCUCGUCUUCGCCAGCCACCUGCCCGAGCGCCUGGCGCCCGGCCGCUUCGACCGCCUCGGGCACAGCCACCAGCUCUUCCACGUGUGCGCCAUCCUGGGCACGCACUUCCAGGUGGAGGCCGUCAGGAUGGACAUGGCCGCGCUCCCGGCCGGUGCGGCGCCCGCGGCGCUCAGCACCCUCAUUCCCAUGGGCAUCGGAGCGGGAGCUUCCCUGGCUGUCGUGGCGCUCUGCUCGGCCUCGCUCGGCCGCGUGCAGCAGCCCUCGAGCGCAUGGAAGCUGCAUUAGAGCCCAGGCUCUGCCUUGGGAUCCCCUUUGUGCAGCUCCAUGGAUGGGAUUCCAAGCGACGGACGCAAAGGUGGCACCGAGGAGGGAUUUCCUCAGGCACAUUCCUUGUGCAAACGGGCUUCAAAAUUCUCCAGAUGAAGCACUUUAUACUGCACUGCUCUUUAUAUAGCCUUAAGGAUGGAAACAGAUUCUGAGAUGCUUUUAAUCAAGCUGAGCGUUCACCACACACGCAAWAUUAUAAUAAUCUUGGUUUUUCUCUGUAAAAGGGAGGUAAAUGCUACUGUUUUCCAGAGCAAUAGGCACUCAUGGGUUCUGCCUUAUGGAGGGACGGGACACAGCUGAAAUGCUGGACGUCUGUGGACAUGAAUGUCCUUGUGAUCCUUUUAGACUGGAAGCAAAACCUCGGCUGUGUGGAAAUGAGUGUGAAUCGUGUUAGUGAAUGGAGUGCGGACAGGGGCUGCUCCACACCCAGAUCCCAAGGGGCUUUCCAGGUUUUCCCUGGCGGAUUUGCUUUCCGUGAGGGGGAGAUCCCACACUGUGGAUUCAUGGAGUGGUUUCAGAUCCGUUCCUUGCAUCGCUUCACACCAGCAAGCCGGAUCAUUAGGACAGGUCUUAUAGGGGCUCCCGAGUCGAUGCUUUACCCUUUACCUCCCAGAGAAAUAUCACCCGGCAGGUUAAAAACUGGGAUAUCUCUCACCCACUGCCUUAACCAAAGUGCCUGAUAUGUUAGUGGAAUCGGAUCUGGGCCGUAUUCCAAAUUCCUCUGAAUUUUGGGGUAGCCUCUGCUGUGAGGAUGCCUGUGAUGAGCGUGUCCUAUUGCACUGAUCAAGCGACCUGCAGCAGGUACAAAAAAUAUAACACAAAAAUCACCACCUUGGAACAUUCUCAAGCUUCUUGAUUAUCACACGGGUGUUUAAUUUGUCUUUUGUGUAAUUACCUCUAUUAAGGUGUAAUAGAUGCACUUCUGAGUGAUAGUACAACAGCUCUUUAAAGAUACUGUGGGACAAACAAGUCUUCAAGUCUUUCGAAAAGCAGCUUUCUUUUGAAAGCUGACCAAGAUUUAUAUUAAUAUUUAUAAGCACUGGAACAUAAUUGUUUAUUCAAAGGUUUUAUUUUGUUAAAAGGGAAAACUAAUAUAAUGGUGGCACUGGUAUAUGCUAACCUGAUCUGGAUGAUUCAUAAAAAUAGUGUCUGUGAAAAUAACCACUUCAAAGAUGAUUGCUGAUAAUUGCCAAUUAUUUACCUGGKAUACAUGUGUAACUGGAAAGGAAUCUGGCUUUGUGUGCAAGAAGUGAUUUAAGAGUCUCUAAAAUUUACAUUAAUUUAUUAUAGUUUUUUCUUGGUAGUUUAACUUUUGAAUAUGGGAAGUCUUCUUGUCUUCUUCAAAUGCAACAUGUUAAGCAUAUCAUUAUUUGUAGGGAAAUUACACUAAAAAUACAACCUGUUUUAUGCACUGUAAUAAUCCUUGCGGAUCCUGCAAAACUAUGCAAGACUAACAGAUAUUUUGCACAUAAAGGAGUGAAUGUUGUUUAAUCUUGAUCUCAGCAGCACAGCUAAGCCAGGCUGCACCCUCGGUUGGAGCUCUGCCUUCCAAAGCUGUUUUAUGUACUGAGCUU